Molecule: messenger RNA, 1794 nt
Organism: Malaclemys terrapin pileata
Lineage: Eukaryota; Metazoa; Chordata; Testudines; Emydidae
Product: interferon-inducible GTPase 5-like
Exons: 1
Coding region: 1-1203 (400 amino acids)
Cellular component (GO): membrane
Molecular function (GO): GTP binding; GTPase activity
Source: RefSeq, a predicted model, not a curated record
AUGCUUCUUCUUCUCUACCGCAGACUGAGCGCCAUGGCUCUCGAUGGGUUCAGAGCCGCUGUCUAUCAAGGGAACCUGACAGAUGCGAUUUCUAAUGUGCAGCAGAGAACACCAGAGUCGUUUAAUAGCCACACCCUCCACAUCGCCAUCACGGGGGAGUCGGGCUCCGGGAAGUCCUCCCUCAUCAACACCAUGCGGGGGCUACGUGCUGGUGAUGAAGGCGCUGCUGAAACCGGGAUGCUCGAUACCAUGACGAUGCCGGUGGCUUAUCAAGAUCCCGUCCUCCCAGGCGUCACCCUCUGGGACCUGCCAGGGGUGGGGACGCCCUAUUUCCCUCUAAACACCUACUGUGAGGCGCUCAAUUUGAGCCAAUACGACUUCUUCAUCAUCGUCGGCUCCCAGCGCUUCCGCUCCGACCACGCCAGGCUGGUCCGUGAAAUCCAGAGAAUGGGCAAGAGGUUCUACUUUGUGCGCUCCAAAGCCGACAUGGACCUGGACGCUUCCAGGAGGCAGCGUCCCUCCAGCUACAACGAGGAGAGGAUCCUGGAGCAGAUCAGGGAGGAUUGCAGGAGAGGCGUAGCUGCUGAAGGAGUGGGCCACCCACCGGUUUUUGUCGUGUCCAGCUGGGAACCCAACCGCUACGAUUUCCCACUCCUGCGACAAACUUUGCAGAUGGAGCUGCCGCGCCUGAGGAGACACGCCUUCCUGUUUAGCCUGCCUGCUGUCGCCUCGCCCAUCAUCAACCAGAAAAAAGCCGCCCUGAAGGGGGAGAUUUGGAAAAUAGCCCUUUUCUCAUGUCUUCUCGCUGCCAUUCCUGUCCCAGGCCUCGCUUUCUUGGGCACCUUCUUCAUCUUCAGGAAACACCUGUCCCGAUACUAUAUCAUCUUCGGGGUGGAUGACAGGUCCCUCUCUGCUCUCGCCUGGCAGAUUGGGAAGUCUGUGCUGGAGCUGACGGCCGUGAUGACGUCCUUGGGAAUAACUGCCAUGAUGGCUCUGAAGCUGUUGUUGGAUUCGGUGGGGACCGCCGUGAUGGUAGCGGAAUAUUCGUCGGAGCGCCGUCCCGUAUUUGGUGCCAUGGUGUCUGGAGGGGUGGCACUGGUUACCACGUCCUUCAUGCUGCGGAAGCAUUUGGCCUCUGUAGCUGACGACACCUGGAGGGUUCUGAGCAAAGCACUGGAGGCAGAAAGGGAAAAUGCCAUCUAGGAUUUGGUGUUGCAUUGGAUGAGCCUGCUGCUGUCUAGAAGACACAAUCUUUGAUUUCAGGCAGGAAAGAUUCAUGCUUCUCCAUCCAGGAGCUGCAUGUUCAGCCCCCAUAAACCAUCUGGGGCAUCGUUGCACAGCAGUCAAAGCCCCCAUCAUGAAGGAGACAGACUCGGUGACAGCUCAACACUCCUGAAGUUUUACCGCACAAGGAAUGAGGCAGCUUCCUUCUUGACAUGCAUACAAAAAAAUAAAAUUAUACUGAAUCCGGUUCUAUCAACCUAGGACCCGCUGGGCUCCUCCAUCCCUUCUGUAUCUGAGCACCUUACAAACAUGAAUGGACCGGAUCCCCACACUGGGUCAAAUCAGCUGCCACUCCAUUGGGGUCAAUGGGGCCAGAUCCCAGCUGGGGUCAGUGGGCUGUAGCUCCAUUGCAGGUUAGAAGCCAAAGGCCUUGUCCUCAUGGGAAAGUUUUUCGGUAUAACCUAAGGUGUGAAUUGAAACCGAUAGAACGAUCCUGGUGGAACCUCGUGUGUGGACGCUCUCACUCCGGCAGAACAGUGGCUUUCUUUCAGUUUCGUUGAUGUCAUUUGU